CUGCUUCUAGUGGUGAGAAAGUGUAUUGCACCUUGUUCAAAAUCAAUGCAGUCGGCCGCGGCCCAUGGGUUAAGAAUCUCUGCACUAAAUAACUUUUUCUUCAGCUCAUAUAAAGAGGAUUUUUACAUUUGUGUCCCCCCCAGCUGCCUUGUGAAGACCAGAUCAUCCUGUUAAAGGGCUGCUGCAUGGAGAUCAUGUCGCUGCGAGCCGCCAUCCGCUACGAUCCCGAGAGCGAGACGCUGACGCUGAACGGGGAGAUGGCCGUGAAGCGGGAGCAGCUGAAGAACGGCGGGCUGGGUGUGGUGUCGGACGCCAUCUUCGACCUGGGCAAAAGCCUGGCGCAGUUCAACCUGGACGACACGGAAGUGGCGCUGCUGCAGGCCGUGCUCCUCAUGAGCUCAG
Austrofundulus limnaeus is the source of this 402-nucleotide messenger RNA. RefSeq names its product thyroid hormone receptor alpha. Gene Ontology annotation, biological process: thyroid hormone receptor signaling pathway; cell differentiation; negative regulation of transcription by RNA polymerase II. The record is from RefSeq and is a predicted model, not a curated record. Gene Ontology annotation, cellular component: RNA polymerase II transcription regulator complex. NCBI's taxonomy places the organism in Eukaryota, Metazoa, Chordata, Actinopteri, Cyprinodontiformes, Rivulidae. Gene Ontology annotation, molecular function: nuclear receptor activity; RNA polymerase II cis-regulatory region sequence-specific DNA binding.